AUGGCAGAGUCGGAUUAUCGCCUAUUCCAGCAGCUCUUAGUGGGCCACAAACUUCCAGCCCUACAGCAGGAUGCUGAAUACUUGGAGGAAUCACAUGAUUCUGAGCUCGAAUCCCUAGCUACAGCUGACGAGCAGCUCUACCAAAUCUCGUCAAUCUCACUGCUUGCAAGAAAAUACGUCUCCCACAGGCUACCGAACAGUAGUGACACAGAGUAUGAGCCUGGUGAGGAGGCUUACAAGGAGGAACAAUCUGACAAUGGUUCUGUUAAUAGUGAUUAUGGUGAUUUGGAUGCUAUCUUACACCACAACCUCGAUGAACAACUCUCUGCCGCGAUCAGCAAGAUCCACUGCCAGGCGCAAGCCCAGCGCCACAAGACCAGGCAUACAUUCAGACCUCAAUCCAAGCAGCCAUAUCAGCGCCUCAGCAAUAUCAAACACUGGCACCUCAACAUCAAGCGCCGGCACCUCAACAUCAAGCGCCGGCACCUCAAUAUCAAUGCCGGCACCAUCAGCAACCCCCACCUCAACCCCAGUACCAUCAGCAACUCACGCCUCAACCUCAGUACCAUCAGCAACCCCUGCCUCAACCCCCAGUACCAUCAGCAACUCCCACCUCAACCCCAGUACCAUCAGCAACAACUCCCGCAUCAACCCCAGUACCAUCAGCAACCCCUGCCUCUGCAAUAUCAUGUGCCGGCGCCCCAGAACUAUGGGCAGCCCCAACCUCGGUACCAUCAACAACCCGAGCUUCAACAACAGCAUACCCUACCUGAUCAGUACCAUGCUGAACGGAACGAGGAUAGAGCAGUGGCAGAGGCAUAUGCAGGUGCAUUUGCACUCCUUCGGAGUGAAUCAUCGAGGCUGCCGUCACAGUCGGAUUCUGUUCAAGAUGGCCCUUUGGCCCCAUGGGGGGCUGCGCGGCUUGUUGCUCUUGCACCCCUCCACCCGGGAGAGAACAUCCAUGGGGAGAGAACCCAGGGUGUCAUCCGAACUCAAAAGCAUGCCUUUGACACUGGGAAACGACAACGUAAUGUCAGACUCCCCCCCACACCAGAGAUACCACUAGCCGUCAUACCAGAUCCUGCCGCUGCGUCAAAUUCAUCUGCGUCCAUCGCGGACCCACCUGUUUCAAGAUGCAUCAAGUUCUCAAUAACAUCAGCGCGAAGGUACAAAGAGGCCACAAAGGACCAGCUUCGCGGCCUUAUCCUGAAUGUGGACCCCAAAACAGAUGGUGCUCCCAAUGACGAGCUUCGCAACAAGAUGAUCAGUACUGCACUGCAAAUCGCAAAAACCAAAACUGGUCAAGCGGAAAUCGAGGACAUCAAGGGGAUCAACAACUAUAUGGUGGCUUCGUUAGCAGAUAUGCGACGCAGCUUCAAAUCUUAUGCAAUGAACACUGUUCUGGUUGGUUAUGGUCUACAUCUACCAUUAUUUUCUGAGGAGGACAAGCUGGCGCACAAACAAGACAGAGUCAAAACUCUACUGAAGGAUUUGAAGUACAUGCACCAAAUUGAACAGGCUCAUCAAACCAGUCACUUUGUUGAUGUCUCGGUGAACUCUCCUGCCUUUGACGAUGCUUACCAUGAAAUCAUAGCUUACAUUACUACAACUAUCCAUGCCUCAGAUACCUUGUGUGAAAGGUUUGAUGCUGUACAACAGGCAAUCCUCAAAUGA
Molecule: messenger RNA, 1674 nt
Organism: Suillus paluster
Lineage: Eukaryota; Fungi; Basidiomycota; Agaricomycetes; Boletales; Suillaceae
Exons: 7
Coding region: 1-1674 (557 amino acids)
Source: RefSeq, a predicted model, not a curated record